GAAGGAUCGAAAAAAAUGUCAGAACAAAUUGUCGUUUCUCACUUCCGUUCGACGGAUUUGAUUCAACCGUUGAAAGAACAGCAGCCGGACACGGUCCACUUCAACGGGACGUUCAAGCUGCGGCAGUUCAAGUCCAACCCGGAUCUGGCGGCCCGUAAAGCCGUGGAAUACAACCGGUUCGAUCGGAUUCCGUCGCCCCCGGUUUGUGGCCCGCAAAUGUUGCUGAUGCACCGGAAGCUGGAGAAGCUCAAUCCACCCGUUCGGCGCGUUGAAAAUACAUGUCUGUACAUCCGACCUCGAUCAAUGGAAAACAAACAAUGUGCAAUUAAACAAGAUGUAGGAAGUCCGUCGGGCAAUGAAGAGGACGAUAUCAGACAGAUUUGUGAUGGAUUUGGUCAACAGAUGACGCUAUUGAAAUAA
Molecule: messenger RNA, 420 nt
Organism: Aedes albopictus (Asian tiger mosquito)
Lineage: Eukaryota; Metazoa; Arthropoda; Insecta; Diptera; Culicidae
Exons: 2
Coding region: 16-420 (134 amino acids)
Source: RefSeq, a predicted model, not a curated record